AAUAUUAUUACAAAUUGACAGUUGUUCCAUUAUUUUCAAUGAUUACUACUAUAGAACCAAUCUGUUGUUUGUUUUUCUCUUUAAGAUGCUUUUUGUAGGGUUCGGUCUGAAGUUAGCGGCAUUCAUGCCUGAUGAAUUUUGCGCGCUCAAAAUUUGACCAUUCCAUUCAUUUGGCGGGAUCGUGUAAGGGUGUUAGGGUAUUUUUAGUUGGUUAGUGGUGGGACUACGUGGCCAAAUUCGAGGUGCAGGUAGUUUUCGUGUAGACAAAGGUCCGAAAAAUUGUUUGGAAACUAAAAAUUAUAUUUUACAUUGUAUUUUAAUUAUUAAAACUCUCAGUGAAGUCUUCCUAACCAAAAACCGUGUGAUAGCAGAUUGGAGCUUUUUUUGCGGAAGACCUGAGGCGGCCACUGUGGAUGUACAUCUGACCUCUUCAUAAUAAGGACCAAUUCAUAUUCAAUGAAAAUGAGUGAGAGGACAAGUUGCCCUUCAGACUCAGAAAAUACUGAGUUGCUGAACCGUCUAGAAGAAGAGAGCUAUGCUGAAACGAACAAACUACCCUUCCAAGAACUGUUAAAGAUGCAUCACAAGCAAACUGUCUGGGGCUUUAAAUAUGGACAAAAUAUAAGAGCGAGUGCUUUGGCGAGGGACAAGAACAUUCAGAGUUCAUCUAGCACCAAGAAAGACACGAGUUCUGAUGGUCAAAUCGACGUCGAGAAAUCAGACAGCGAGGGAUUAGAACAAGGCCCUUCAACGUCUAAAAUUUGUACCACAGAGAAAGAACACAAAACUCCACACUCGAGACGAGAGGCUCGUUCGGCCUCGAGCAGAACCAGCAAGAGGAAGAGCAGUACAAGGCAGAGCGAUUUUGCUUCCCCGCAGAAGACACGCAGGGCGCCUUUACCACUGAUGAACUGGGCGGACAGCAAAGAAGUCUGGAUGUACAUGGUAUACAAGGAAGAGGCCUCCCUAAACCUACGCAACCCCCGUCUGUUUGAAGAUUUUACGAAUUUCAUGCCUCGCAUGAGGGCGAUUUUGUUAGACUGGGUGAUGGAGGUGUGCGAGGUAUACCACCUGCGAAGGGUCACCUACUACCUGACGGUAGAUUACUUCGACAGAUUUCUAUCAAUCAGGCCGGACGUGCCCAAAAAUCAGCUCCAACUAGUGGGCGUCACCUGCCUAUUUUUGGCCUCCAAAUUGGAGGAAAUCUACCCGCCCAGACUUACGGAAUUCUCCUUUGUUUGCGACGGCGCCUGCACCCCGGAAGAUAUCCUGGCGUGCGAGCUAUUAAUCCUAAAUAGUUUGGGGUGGGACUUGAACGUGAUGACGCCCAGCGACUGGCUAAACUUGUAUAUGCAAAUCCAUUUUCAAGCGCCGAAAGUCGUACGUCAGAAACUGCACCAGGACAGUACCCGGAAUUUUAUAUUCCCUCAGUACUCAGGCUACCAGUUCAGCAGAGCCUCCCAGUUGAUAGACGUGUUCAGCCUCGAUCCCGGCUUCCUGAAAUUCUCGUAUAGUACGAUAGCGGCCGCCGCCAUGUACUUCAUGUAUGGCAAGAAAUCGGCCCUCAACGUGUCGGGAUUGACGUGGGAACAGUUGCAGCCCUGCGCCGAGUACAUGGCCGCGUUUUAUUUGGUGCUGAGGGACACCACGGAUCCGCGUUUGGUCAGUUGUAAAGUGGACUCGGUGCCCGAGGAUCAGGGGGUCAAACAUUUGGCCAGCGUCAGGCUCAAAGUGCCCCAGCUCGUAAAAGACGAGAACCACAGCCUGCAAACGCACGUCGUCAAUCUGGAGUACUUCGAGAAGUCAGCGAUUAUAAGGUUGGAGCAGAUGGGAUUGAAAGUCGAACGCACAUUCGUACCGAAAAAACAAAAAACUCCGGUUCCGAGCCCGGAGCGAGACGAGGUUAAGGAAAACCGACAUCAGGACGACGAGCAAGAGGUAGAAACGGUGUGCAUGUACGACAUAGAAAAACUCACGUGCGACGCUGUCGCGCUCGACGAUUCCGACCUCAGCAUUUCGGCCGUCUCGUCGCCUGACGCGGACCUCAUCUUGCAACAGACCAAGGGCGUUUUGAGUUUCGACGAGAUCCUCGAGGGUCUAGUCAAGUGCAACCAGAGAAAUAUACCCGUACAAUUACAAACGUCCAAAGAUCUACUCGAAGACGCAAUAAAUAAAUUAGAAUGAUUGUCCGGUCUGCGGAUAGGCGUCGCUAGUGACUACCCACCGGUCGGUGUUUAGUUCUUGUAAGUCCCGUAGGUGGCGCGUUGUAUAUUUUUGUAAAAAUUGUGAUUUAUUAGGUAAUUUGGUGGUGUAAGUGAAAUAGAAAACGGGCUCCCGGGAAAAUGCCCAUUUUCCCGGUCCGUAUUCGAAUCGAUCUUCUUUUUAUAAUUUUUCAAACCGAUUUUUUUACUUAAGACUGGAUUAGGUAAUUCUAUAUUAACAUAAUUUUAUUUAUUUACAGAUUCAAGUAAUUAUUUGUGUUAAUAUAUUUUUUCCGGUUUUUUUAAACCUAAACGUAAUUUUUAACUCGUGAUCUCAGAACUUUGCAAAAAUGAUUUUUGCACUUUUUUUCUUAAAAAAAUGCCCUGUAGUUUCUCACGAAAUUGUACUGUAAGUUAAUUGUAGAGUGCCAGCAAUGAAAUUUGUUCUAACCAGUGACGUCAUCGAUCACAAUUUCACCUGCUUUAAGAAUCAAUAUGGCGACUUUUUAGAAAUUCUAAUUAGCUUCGGCCAUUUAAAAGAAAUUCGGAGCGUCAAAAAAAUGCUAAUAGUUGCCUUCGCCAUGUGUGGGAAAAUGAAACUGAAUAAGAGUUGCUAGUUUUUCUUCCUAAAUAAAAUUCGGAAGUUUCCGUGAUCUCAGAAUUUUGCAAAAAUGAUUUUUGCACCUUUUUCCUAAAAAUGCCCUGUAAUUUCUCACGAAAUUGUACUGUAAAUUAAUUGUAGAGUGACAGUAAUGAAAUUUAUAUUUUCGAUGUUUUUUUUCCUUGUUUAAUCAGUGACGUCAUCGAUCACAAUUAACUUCGGCCAUUUUAAAGAAAGUCGGAGCGUUAAAAAGAUGCUAAUAGUUGCCUUCGCCAUGUGUUGGGAAAAUGAAGCUGAGUACGAGUUGCUAGUUUUUCUUCCUAAAUAAAAUACGGAAGUUUCCGAUGCGAAUUUUUUAUUCAGAUUUUUCAUGUUGUACAUAACAUAACAGAACAUUUCAAAGGUUUUAAGGCACGCGUGUUUUACAUGUUACAAUACUAUCUCGAGUCUUUUUUGGAGCUUCAUUAUACAAAUAUUACAAAAAACAUAUGAAAACCAUUUUUGUUUUACAGUUUUUACACGUAUGAUCCUAAUUAGUAGUAGCAGCAGUGUAGACUUUAAUAUAUAUUUUUUAAAUGCACGAUUUUUGCGGGUCGUUCGGAACGCCAUGGGCGGGCUUACGCGUUUGGCACUCCUGGGGGGGGGGGGGGGUUAUUUAUUAAAAUUUUGCGCGUUCCAAACUACUUUACUGUAACACAUAAAACCUAAAGGUGCUGAUACGCGACCCGGACAACUAAAAAAAAAACAA
Messenger RNA from Cylas formicarius (sweet potato weevil), 3550 nucleotides. Its product is annotated as G1/S-specific cyclin-E2. Gene Ontology annotation, cellular component: nucleus; centrosome; cyclin E1-CDK2 complex. Gene Ontology annotation, biological process: regulation of cyclin-dependent protein serine/threonine kinase activity; G1/S transition of mitotic cell cycle. The coding region runs from base 457 to 2184 and encodes 575 amino acids. NCBI's taxonomy places the organism in Eukaryota, Metazoa, Arthropoda, Insecta, Coleoptera, Brentidae. The record is from RefSeq and is a predicted model, not a curated record. Gene Ontology annotation, molecular function: cyclin-dependent protein serine/threonine kinase regulator activity. The transcript is spliced from 4 exons.